This is a messenger RNA of Emiliania huxleyi CCMP1516, 453 nucleotides long. RefSeq lists its product as hypothetical. The transcript has 5 exons. The annotation marks the transcript as partial. NCBI's taxonomy places the organism in Eukaryota, Haptophyta, Isochrysidales, Noelaerhabdaceae. The record is from RefSeq and is a predicted model, not a curated record.
GGCAGAGGCUUUACUGUGACGCGCAAGCUUGAUGGUAGAACGCUUUUCAUUGGCUGCACCGCGACUGCGGACGAGGGAGCGCUGCUGUACGCGCGCAAGCUGGGAGCGGACGCAAGCGGGUUCGAAGGCGUGUGCGCACACUCGAAAGGCAACGGCUUUCCGGUGAGCCGCAAGGUUGAUGGGAGAAAGCAGCAUAUUGGCUGCACCGCGACGGCGGAGGAGGGCGUGUACGCACACUCGAAUGGCAACGGCUUUGCGGUGAGCCGCAAGGUUGAUGGUAGAACGCAGCACAUUGGCUGCACCGCGACGGCGGAGGAGGGAGCGCUGCUAAGCGGGUUCGAAGGCGUGUGCGCACACUCGAAAGGCAACGGCUUUGCGGUGAGCCGCAAGGUUGAUGGGAGAAAGCAGCAUAUUGGCUGCACCGCGACGGCGGAGGAGGGGGAGAGGCUUUAA